GUCCCCCCAAAGACGAAGUGAAAGUCGAUUUCCGCAGUUGGGAGUAGAUUUCAUCUGGCUUGUGUGUGUUUUUUUGGGGAGGGCCAUGCUUCCGACAAGAAGGACACGAGGACGACGCGAGGCUUGACAAGUUCCGAAAUGGAAAGUGGAACCGAUUCCGCUUCAAUACGCCGCCUUUCGAGCCAAGCGAAAACGGGCGGGAUAUUCACAAGAUGACCUGGAGGAGACUUACGGCUUUUUGCUCUUUGAUGACGUCAACAAGGCCAAUGCGCUCGGGCGAACUGGAGUUCUCACUGGGACCAGCUCCUGUUGCAGCUUGGGAGACCCCCUCAAGGAGCGUCGGCGAUGAAGGGUAAGGCAACGCGGAUCCCGACCACCCGUGGCCGUCACGCGGGACUUUGCCUCAAUGGCCUUUUCUCGGAUUGUCGCAGAGCCCAAACCUCGCGGCUUCAUCUCAUGCCGAAUUCUCCAAAUUCUGCCGGUUCUCCGUUUAGCGGAAGGCGAGGUCAAGAAGGCGGACGCCGAUCCCAAGCGAGGACCGUGUGAAAUUGCGGCGAAACGCACGCGCACUUGCGGCGCGAUGCUAAAUCCCGGACCGGCGCCCAGUCCAUCCCCGCUGCCCGCCGUCCGCGACGCGGACCACUCGCCGUCACCUCCCGAGGCGCUCCGAGCCACCGGUUCCCCGCAAACGGGAUCGGAAGAUCAGCCGAUUGGCAGAGAGUCUCCCCCGCGACGGCAGAACAGUGCCGAAGAACUGAACGCGCUGAAUGAAAGCCACCAUCCCCGAGUGAAAAGCCUCGGGACUCCCGAGGCCGCAGCGCAACCAACGGCGACCUUCGCCUCCGAGCAAAGUGUCACGGAGGAAAGUCCGGUCGGGCCUGCAAAGUCGGAGACGACGAGUACCGGCGAAACGCCAGCGGGAGCCGCGCUUGCGACGAACCAAGUUCUGAAGAAAAGCGACCACCCGCAGGCGAAAACCCUCCAGACCCGGGACGUUCCGGCAGAGCCCGCGGAGAGCCUCGCCUGCGAACGGGGUACGCUCCGUCCCCCGAAGUCAGAGAUGGGUCCCGGCGAAGCGGAUGCCCAGGCGAAAAGCCUCGGGGCCCCCGGCGUUCCGGCAGAGCUGAUUGUGAGCUUCACCUCGGAGCAAAGCGUCACCGGCAAGCGUCCCGUCGGUCCCGCCCCCGCAAAGAAGCCGCCUCCGUCCGCCAAACGCAGGAGGGCUUCGCUUUGUCCGGCGACCGCUCCUCUCGCAAAAAAGCGACGGAGAAAAUUGUCGCGCAAACACUCAAACGCCGGGGAAGAGGCAAAAGAAGCCUCCUUCCAGACUCCCGGCCUGCAAAAUGGCAGAAAACCUCGGCAAGAUGAUCGGCAGAGACUCCGAAAGUGGGCCGCGAGAGGGCGCAGAGUCAGGAGGCUCGCCGCGGAAGCGCUCAAAGCCAGGGAGGCGGGGCCGGGAAAUCGGACCGGGCGUCGGGCCGUCGGGGCAGAGCGGCAAGCUCCCCCGAGAGAGAAAUCCGAGCGCUGGAAUUUGAAGCCUGUCAAAAGUGAAUGCGGAAGAGUCUUAGUCCCGCACGGCUACGGGCGCUCCGCCCGUCCGGCCGAGGAGACCGCAAACGUCCACGGCUUCCUGACGGCGGCGGCGGCGGCUCUCGAGCCGCCAGGAGACACGGUCGGAGACUUGCGGGAUCCCGUCGGGUCAGAAGCCGUCGACGAGCGCGGCGCUCCCGAUGGGCGCCCCGCAAAGCGCCCGCCGACCCGCGUCCUCCCGUGUCGGCUGGAAAAGCCCCCAAAUGGCGCCGCCGAGACCUGUUUGAAGGAAACCGCCGACCUUGCCACGGAACUCCUCAGGGGGGACUCAAUCAGGCCGCGCGUCGAGCCCCAAGGAACGCCGGCUCGGUUCCAGCAAAGGGCGCCGAAAGGCCCUGGCGGCGGGGAAGCCCCUUUGGAGGCGCAAGGCCAGAAAGCCGAAAUACUGUGCAGGCCUCUCCCCAUUUACCCAAAGUGGAAGCGAGUGAAAACGCUCCGGAAACAUCUGGACAUCUCGCGGGAACACUUUAAGAAGACAUGGUGGAUGCACUUUCGACGGCCCUCCGGCGCCGACCGUGCCGUCAAAGAGCGUCUUCGGGACGAUUCUCUCCGGAAGAAGACCCCGAGCUCAAACGCAUCGACCGAUGCUUUGAAUUUACUGGCAGACCUGGCCCUUGGGGCCGAUCGCCCGUGGCAAUCGGAGCGAGACGUCGCGGGGCCGCCUGGGUCCGACUUGAGAAAGGACGUCCGGCCCCCAAAUGCGGCCGGUGCCGGCGAAGCGUCGCUUCCUCUUACUCCGCGAGGAUGGCCUGGAGCCACGCGACGGGAAAGCCCUCCCGCCGAAGGCGGCGACUGGGCUCGCUUGUUGUGUCAGGAGCACGCGUACUCGUUACCCCUGCGCGCCUCCCUGCCUCCCGCUUUACCGGGCACGCCGUUCCAGGUCUCCCCUCUGAGCGGCUCCACCGGAUUGCUUCAGAGGCCGCGCGCGGCGCGCGCUGUCGAAACGCCGCGGGCCGCCGCCGCCGACGAUUUGGAGGAGCUGGCGGAAAAGCGGGACGGUCAGCCUUCGGACCGCGGGGGGACGCGGACGACCGCCUUGAACCGCGACCGCAGCUUCCUAUGCCGAGACGGUUCGGUCCAAGUCACGCGCCAAUGGAAAGAAAAGUACGACUUUGGUCGAGACAGCAGGUUUUCCAGCGAUCCGAAGGACCGGACCAUCGUCCGGGCCUUGCACGGCCCCUGGGAUUUCUCUCUUCAAGACACCAGGGAAGACAUGCAGCUGAUUGUCCACAUGUGGAUUGGUUUUUUCUACAGCCGUUCCACAGCGAGGUUCAUUGACCUGGGCUCAGACCGGGAUACAAACCCGCGCUCGGCCGACGGUGUUCGUCCGGAGGCGGCCGCGGCAACGAAGGCUCGGGCGCGGCUCGAGGCGGAUGUCUUUGAAGAGCGGAGCGAGCGUUCCCUUUCCAACACCUCGGACCUGAGCGGGACCUCCUCUUUGGAUGGAGACUCUGACGUCCUCACCUCCUCUCCCAGGGCCUCCAAUGGAUUUACGGUUCUCCCUUCAGAUCCUCAAGUCCACAGUGCAAAAGCCUCGGCCUCGGCUGACUCGCCGACGGAGUUCAAAGAGCGACAAACGUUUCAGGGAAACAGAGCGACGAUUCUCUCUGCGGAGAUAGCAGAUCAAGCACGCCGCGCUGUUGCGCCGUCUCCGAAUGAAACUCGCAUCAUCCGAGGAGAGAUGGCGACGGUCUCGGGUGAGACGGCGGACCGCCGGAGACCUAAAUCCGACGCGGGCAAGAUGGAUUUCAAAGGCGGCUCUCAGGCCGCCGGGCCGACGGGGCUGCCGAAACACGAAAGAGGCUCGCCUUUGACAAAAAAAGAAACGGGUGGCGGGUCUCUUCUGGGCCUUCAAACCGACGCUCGGCCUCUCGCUCUUGUCCCCAACUGCGAACAUUCAGAGAGAGGUGGCGCCACGGCACCUCGCCGAGAAUGCUUCGAGAAUCGGCGAGCCCCGACUGGCGUUGAAUUACAGGCGGCGGCUUUUUUCGGUCAGGGCUCGGCGUCUGAAAACAUGUCUGUGGUCAACUUGGAGAUGGCGCCACUGAGCCCGCAUGGGAAAGAAAGCCCGUGCGCAACGACGGGCGCGCUCCCUCUUAGCGGAGAAGAGAUGGCGGCUCCCUUAGCUCCGAUACAUGGGCGACCUGCCUUGGUUCAGCAUCAAACUGUAAAACCUUUGGCAUCCGACUCGGAGUUGGCCGAAGAAGGACAAAAGAAGGUUGGAGUGAGACGGUUUUCCUUUUUUUCCGGAGAGGGGACGAAAUCCACAAGUGGGCUGGAAGAGGUUCUUCGUGACCGCACCAGAAACGGUUCCCCCGAAAGCAUCCGAGAACCGUCAACGUCCAGAAGAGCAGCGCUGAAGGCGGGCCACAUUGUCGGCGGGACCGGAUCCAGCAGAGCGCGCGAAAAGCCUUCCGCCAUGGUCCGAAGCCAGCGGCAGAAACAUUUCAUCUGCCGUGAAACUGUCAAACUUGCGACUGAGGUGGGAUUCGUUGAGGAAGGACAAGACGUGGAGGUGGAAGGAAUCCACCCGAGGGCCGUUUCACCCGCAGGCCCCGGGAGUGCCGUCCAACGGCCUGUCCGGAACCGGACGGAAGCGGGGUGUCUCCUCGGAGUCGCUUCUCCCAAAAGCGUCCCGGAACGCUCGCCGGUCCUUGCGGAAGGCCGGCCUGACUCCGGGUUCUCCCCCAUCCCCGUGGACGAUGCACCCGAGGCGCUAGCGCCUUCUGGCCGCCAGAAUGACAUCUCUUCGGAGGGUUCUGACCCGAGUGUUCAACGGUGGCUUGACACAAAGUCGCGCGGUCCCAUCGGGACGACCGACGCGACUCUCGGUCAGCCCUCAAACCCGAGCGAGGCGAAGGACAAGGGCGCAAAGCUGACCGAACCUUGGGAUCGCUCCGUGGUCGCGAUGCCGACGCGACGUAGGGCGGAUGAGGAUCGCCGGGACGCGCCCACGUCCGGGACCAAAUCACGGGAAAGAAAAUGCAGGUUCUACAUAUUGGUGACAUCAGAAGAUGCCUUCUUUGCGGAAACAAAGGCUUGUUUAGAAGCGGCGGGUCACACGGCGGUACGGCCGAGCCAGUUCUUCCUCGGCGGAGAGUCUUUGUCUUUGCUCAUCAUCAUAAGGAACCAGGACAUCUCGGCGCACCUCUCUGAGGUUCCACAUCUACUGGAGCUGAAAAAGUCGCCGCAGGUGCGCUUUGCCGGCAUUGACGAACCGCACGACGUCAUGAAUCUCACCCAUCAGGAACUGUUCCUCAGCGGUGGCUUUGUGAUGUUUGACGGGCCGUCCCUCGAAGCCCUCAGCCUGGACGAGGUGAAAAGAUUGAUGGAAGUCCUGCAAGAGCUGAACAAAACGGGAAAGUGGAAGUGGCUGCUACACUACAGAGACAGUCGGCGAUUCAAGGAGAACGCAAGGUUCACUGCCGAAGCAGAAGAGAAGAAGGACUUGCUGAGCUGGUGUCAAGAGACGGGCCUGUGCGCAGUUUUGCCCUACCACCAAUGCGACACCAAGUCCACGGAUCAUCCCGACUAUCUCGCUUGUCUGGUGCACUCGCAGGUCCAGAACAUUGCGGCCCGUUUUCCCGUGUUUGUGACCGAUACAAGGAGCGCUGAGCAAUUUGAGAAGAAUGGAAUUCUGACGGCGACCAAGGACUCUUUCCUCACGUGUUUUUCGACGUGACCGCGCAACCGCCUGACCUCGACUCCGCCGUGCCGACUCGGCGACUCAAUGCAAACAAUGAACCUCAUGACUUGAUUCACGAAGACCUCACUACCUUUAGCCAAACAAAAUUCUUCGAUGCAGUACCAAAUGUUGCAGUUUUGUUGGGCCUUUUUUUUUUUCUCUAAGAGGACGAGCUGUGCGAUGAAUGGCGCCAUUGUGUAUGAUUUCAAUUGGGCUUUUGUCUUUCAUGGUUGAUGAAAGAGCUCAAAUCUUUUUUUUUCUGACUUUUUAUGUGCAGGUACGAUUUCAAAAUCAAUGUAUUGACUAACGUGAGUGAAAUGAUGGAAUAAAAGAAGUUGCUAUCCGUGC
This is a messenger RNA of Hippocampus zosterae (dwarf seahorse), 5623 nucleotides long. RefSeq lists its product as uncharacterized. The record is from RefSeq and is a predicted model, not a curated record. Bases 407 to 5272 code for a protein of 1621 amino acids. The transcript is spliced from 12 exons. NCBI's taxonomy places the organism in Eukaryota, Metazoa, Chordata, Actinopteri, Syngnathiformes, Syngnathidae. Gene Ontology annotation, biological process: negative regulation of gene expression, epigenetic. Gene Ontology annotation, cellular component: nucleoplasm.